Messenger RNA from Prorocentrum cordatum, 1233 nucleotides. The record is from the annotation of a GenBank genome assembly. Lineage: Eukaryota; Dinophyceae; Prorocentrales; Prorocentraceae.
AUGGACGUCGAGAAGACGGGAGGCAGCUGGCGACCCCGCGCCUCCUCGGCCAACUCGAAGACAGGUGGCGGCGAGUCCAGCUUAGGCGAGGACGCGGGCCGCAAGACCCAGAAGGCCGAGGGGGGGCGAGUGGCUCGGGGGACGGCGGGCACCGAGGGCACGGCGCAGCGGCCUCGCAUCCGCCGAGGGGGCCGCAGGAGGGCCGAGGCCAAGGAGCGCAAGAUCACGACGAAGGACAGCGGGCUCAAGGAGCUCAUCCUCCACCCUACGAUGCUGGUGGCACAGUUGGCACAACGGUCGAGGGCGAUGUGGGGCAUUACAGCACGCGCGGUGCUGCUGGAGGAGAGCGUGGCAGUCGUCAAGGCUAUGCAGACGGAGAGCAGCAGCUUCGCCCAGAUCGCCAACGAUAUGAGGUCCGAUAUCAACAAGAUCAAGCAGAAGGCGAAAGACGACAAGGACUCGGACGCCGCGGCGGCCAGGAAGCACGACCUGGACGCGGAGCAGAUCCUGAAGGACCUACGCAAUUUGGGGCCACCCGCCCCAGCGGUGUUCUGCUCGAUGCUGGAAGCCCUCUCGAAGGAAGAGAUCGGCCGCCAGAACAGAGAGUUCCUCCAGGCCACGCUCGCGGAGAUGGACGACCAGCCACCCACAUAUGUGAGGCUGUGCAAACUCGAAGGGUGCAAGCAGCCCGACACGCUCAAGAUAGCGUACGCCCUCGACCGCACGGACCUACAGAUGAGGAUCUUCGGGAGCUUCCGCGCGAUGGGCGCCACGGUCACGGUCGGAUCGGCCCCGUCGGGCUACCUAGAGGACGAAGUAUCAGCGUGGAUAGACCUACGGCAGUGCAGCCUCGCGCACCUGGCAACUGAUGCGCACCUCGCGGUGCGGACGGACCACUGGCCCGUCCACCGAGGCUACCAGCGCGCCCAGCAGGCGGCUGUGGACGUCCAGCCGCGCCCGAGGGCGACUUCCCCGCGGGGCCCAGAGGCCUUCGCCGCGGCCACGCCCGCGCGGCGGGUGGGGCGGCUACCGCCCGCGCCCUGCGACCCCGCCGAGCCGCUCGUGGACGCCAGCCUGGUGAACAGCCUGGUGGACAGCCUCGUGGAGCACGAGCGCUGCAGGGCGGAGGCGCUCGAGGAGCUGGCGCGGCAGGCUCGGAACCCCUCUGGCGCGGACGUGCGGGUGAUGGAGCUGGAGGCCGAGGUCGCGAGGCCCAGGUUCGGGAGCUACUGA